CGGUGUAUGCUAGCAAAAGCUUCACACACAUUAAAAAAAGGAGCAUGCUGAAUAAAUCGGUCUACGAUUUCUCUGCUGAGACACUGGAGGGAGUGAUGGUACCACUCGCCAGCUUCCAGGGUAAGGUGCUUCUUGUCGUCAAUGUGGCCACCUUCUGAGGGUCAACAAUAGAAGAGUACCAUCGACUGAAUGCACUCAUGGAAAUGUUCGGUGACAUCAACUUCACAGUACUGGGCUUCUGCUGCAACCAAUUUGGCCUUCAGUCUCCUGAGGGGAAUCAUGAAACCCUGAACAUCCUUAAGUACGUGAGACCCGGAAGAGGAUUCGUGCCAAGGUUUCCCAUUUUUUGUAAGGUGGACGUAAAUGGAGUUAACGAAGAUCCGCUGUUCACCUACCUAAAGGAAUCUUUACCCUUUGUGAACCCUGUCAUUGGCGACAUAAAGAAGUUCUAUUGGUCACCAAUCACUGUCAAUGAUAUCCGAUGGAACUUUGAAAAGUUUCUAAUCACCGCAGAGGGCAAGCCCUACAGAAGGUACGAACUUCACUGUCCAAUCGAUAAGGUGGAAAAGGACAUUGCUGAGCUUCUGUAAGGGACUCUUGUCAGUUGAUCAGCGGUGGCAGCGUGACGGUCCCUCGGUAAACGCACAUGUGUGCCCGAGCUGGAUCUGAUGAGGAAGAGGAACAGGACUCGGAGCAACAGUGCAUUCACUCUGGGAUCAAAAUCCUCUCCGCCACCAAUAGUAUAAAAUUAUAGUAAUACUAAUAAAUAUUAACAAAUUAAUGAAAGCGCUUCUAAGAAUCACUCAGUAAAUAAAGCAAUAUACUCUAACUAAUCCCAUUUAAUCUUAUUGGUAGGUUGUCAUAAUUGCACGCCCGGCUGGCUUGAGAUCAUCUCAAGGGUCAUGCCAGAAACUGACAACAUUUUGGAGGGUUUUGUCUGCACAGACCAUUCUUAUGGAUGGUAAAGUCCACCAAUUCUCUUAAAUAAAGCAAUGAAGGAGGAAUAUCAUACUUCUUUAAACUUGUUGCAUCAUAUUAUUAACCUUCCAUGGUUCACCAUCCUCCAUGUCCCUAUCAAUCUGUUUUAUGCCUUACAAAUCACUAAAAUCUCAAUCAAUAAAAAAA
This is a messenger RNA of Corythoichthys intestinalis (scribbled pipefish), 1125 nucleotides long. It is a transcript of the gene gpx9, whose product is annotated as glutathione peroxidase 9. NCBI's taxonomy places the organism in Eukaryota, Metazoa, Chordata, Actinopteri, Syngnathiformes, Syngnathidae. Gene Ontology annotation, biological process: response to oxidative stress. Gene Ontology annotation, molecular function: glutathione peroxidase activity. The record is from RefSeq and is a predicted model, not a curated record. The transcript has 5 exons.